CAGGCACAACUUGGAUUAGAUCGAGGGUCAGUGCAGUCAUUCGCCUGUUGUUGCAGCAGCAUUCUCUCGUCGGCAACAUUUUUUUAUUGUUCGCAUUAGUUUGUCGGUGAGCAGGACACAGUGAAUUGACAGACCGUCGGGAUGGCAGUUUGUACGGAUCGCUCAACUCAGAUUCUGCCUGGUUCUCAUACAAGUCGGGCCAUUGACAUAGUUAACGUGGCUCAGCGAGCGAUGAAUGCCAAAGUCACCUCUACAUCAAGUCGCAUCUUGGAUAUUCCUUGCAAAGUCUGUGGCGACCGGAGUUCGGGCAAGCACUACGGUGUGUACGCCUGCGACGGCUGCAGUGGAUUCUUCAAGCGUAGCAUUCGGCGGAACCGUACAUACGCCUGUAAGAACCGCAGCGGCGGGUCCUGCCCAAUCGACAAGACUCAUCGGAACCAGUGUCGGGCAUGUCGACUCAAGAAAUGCAUCGAGGUCGACAUGAAUAAGGACGCUGUGCAGCACGAGAGAGGCCCUCGUAACUCCACCAUCCGCAAACAGAUGGCAUUGUACCUGAAGGAGUCGGCUGCGGCCGCUACUGAUGUAGCCAGCCCGUUGGUAGCUGCCUAUCCUCCCCACGCUACCACCGUGAUUAGCCCGCUAAGCAGGACGGAGACGUACGGGCCACUGAUAGUCACUACAUCGGAGUACGCCUUACCGGCUGGCCCAUUCCCUUGCUACCCAACACCUAAGCACUAUCCUCGGGACUAUAUUCACCCGGUACACAGUAGUGUGGAGACGGUGUGCGAGACGGCGGCCAGACUGCUUUUUAUGAGUGUCAAAUGGGCCAAGAAUGUGCCAGCUUUCGUAUCGCUGCCGCUGCAAGAUCAGUUGCUUCUUUUAGAGGAGGGAUGGAGAGAAUUGUUCAUACUAGGAGCAGCGCAAUGGCACAUGACCAUGGAUGCUGCAGCUCUCCUUAACGCUACAGGUAUGCAGCCUGAGAAUACACCAGCGGAGAAACUCGCCGCGAUAUCAAGCGAGCUGAGAGUUCUGGAAGAAAUCAUUGUGAAAUUGCGACAAUUGGAGGUAGAUGCUACGGAGUACGCAUGCCUCAAAGGAAUCGUCGUCUUCAAGACAGACAUUUCUAGUGUCGAAGAGACAGCCGCAGUAGCUAGCCUUCAGGACCAAUCUCAACUGACUCUCAGCAAGUACAUCACCCUUCGUCAUCCGACCCAGCCCUUCCGGUUUGGCAAACUCUUGCUCUUGUUGCCAACCUUACGCGCCGUGCGCCCAAGCACGUUGGAGACGCUGUUCUUUCGUCAGACUAUCGGUAGCAUGCCCAUGAAGCGAUUGCUUUCUGAUCUCUACAAGGCCCAUGAAUUCUGAACCUGAUCCCCGACGUUCCUCUUUUAAGUUUACAACGCCAAUGUUAGUGCCUUGAAUUAUCAUUCCAAAGAUUAUGCAAAUUUAAUGUUUUAUUAAAGAAUUACCGAAAUGAGUGGACGCCUUCUUAUCAGAAAGAAAAAUCUAUUUUUACGACUAUGAGCGCAAACCCGGGCUCGUAAUAAUGUACCCGUAAAAGUUUCUCAAACAGAAUUGAGUUUCAUUUAAAUUUUUGUCUUUCCACAGAACAGUAUCAAUUAUCAUGUGCCUAUGUUACUACACGGAGCAACUGAAAAGAAAAACUGAGGUCUUAAUGGCUCAUUAUCAGUCAACAGAGGUCGCCCUACAAUAUGUAAACAAGAAGGCCUCGUUUUAUGAUUAAGAGGGGAAAAAUGGUUUUGAAAAUAGAUUUAAAUAAAUGAAAAUUUAAAAUUCAAUAUGGAAUAGGGAAAAAGACCUAGUAGUAGCUUUAAUUUGCCGAUCUUAAAAAAAAAAAUUUCCAUCGAAGCGAUGCCUAUGGAUUAAAGCAAACCAGAAGAGGUAAUGAAAACUAUUGCACUUGUAGUGACAAUUUCACGGGCAUAGUUUUAAGCACAAGCGACUUUGUGAAGACAAAAAGUGAUGUACAUUUCUGUCAAUAAUAGUGUAAAUAUUGAUUUUGUUAACAUUUUUACGACAAAUGAAUUCAGGACACGAAUCAUUACAAACCAGAAAAAAAAAAGACUUUGGACAGUGCCUUAGAUAGGACGACUUUAUGAAUAAAGGUUUUAGAGGUGUCUUGGCGAAUA
Acanthaster planci (crown-of-thorns starfish) is the source of this 2150-nucleotide messenger RNA. RefSeq names its product nuclear receptor subfamily 2 group E member 1-like. The record is from RefSeq and is a predicted model, not a curated record. Gene Ontology annotation, biological process: regulation of DNA-templated transcription. NCBI's taxonomy places the organism in Eukaryota, Metazoa, Echinodermata, Asteroidea, Valvatida, Acanthasteridae. Gene Ontology annotation, molecular function: zinc ion binding; sequence-specific DNA binding; DNA-binding transcription factor activity.